AUGUUUGGCUACCAGUUCCUGAAUGGAUGUAAUCCUGUGCUGAUCCGGAGAUGCACAGAGAUACCCAAGAAGCUGCCUGUGACCAUGGAUAUGGUAGAAUGCAGUCUGGAGAGGAACCUGACACUGGAGGAGGAAGUGAAGCAAGGAAACAUUUUCAUAGUGGACUAUGAGCUGCUUGAUGGUGUGGAUGCCAAUAAAACAGACCCAUGCACGAUACAGUACUUGGCUGCACCCAUCUGUCUGCUGUAUAAGAAUCUGGAGAAAAAAGUUGUGCCCAUUGCGAUCCAGCUUGGUCAAAAGCCUGGACCAGACAAUCCCAUCUUCCUUCCUUCGGAUGCCACAUACGACUGGCUGCUGGCUAAAAUUUGGGUCCGCUCCGCUGAUUUCCACGUCCACCAGACAGUGACCCACCUCUUACGGACACACUUAGUCUCAGAGGUGUUCAGCAUAGCUAUGUUCCGGCAGCUGCCUGCUGUACAUCCCCUCUUCAAGCUCUUGGUUCCACAUAUGCGGUUCACAAUAGCCAUCAACACCAAAGCUCGAGAGCAGCUUAUCUGUGAAUGUGGCCUUUUUGACAAG
Molecule: messenger RNA, 579 nt
Organism: Cyanistes caeruleus (blue tit)
Lineage: Eukaryota; Metazoa; Chordata; Aves; Passeriformes; Paridae
Source: RefSeq, a predicted model, not a curated record